Spodoptera frugiperda (fall armyworm) is the source of this 2491-nucleotide messenger RNA. It is a transcript of the gene rasp, whose product is annotated as protein-cysteine N-palmitoyltransferase Rasp. Gene Ontology annotation, biological process: protein palmitoylation. Bases 302 to 1882 code for a protein of 526 amino acids. Gene Ontology annotation, molecular function: palmitoyltransferase activity. Lineage: Eukaryota; Metazoa; Arthropoda; Insecta; Lepidoptera; Noctuidae. Gene Ontology annotation, cellular component: endoplasmic reticulum. The transcript is spliced from 4 exons. The record is from RefSeq and is a predicted model, not a curated record.
GAUACGGAACGAAUUAAAAACUAAAAAACCAAAACCUAUUAAAAUUAAUGAGAAUUAAUGUUUUUUACCUUGUUUUCAUCAUUCACCAAUUUCACCGAAAAAAUUCAGUUCAGUUCAUUCGCCAAUUCCAUAGACAUAUUUUGGUUUGACUUUUUCAUUUUGGCAUGAGCAUGAUUAUAUCAUUCAUUCAUUCAUUUACCGUCGAAUUUGAAAGGUGUAAAUUGUGUUGUGCGUCUGAAUCAUGGCAUUAUUUUUUUUGUUUUUAGGAUGAAAAUUGUAUUCAAAGUAAUUUUAUGACAAAAUGAAAAGCAAACUGAGUCAAAUUGAAAAUGUGAUUCAUUUUAGUUUAUGGAUAUUAGCUUGUUUUUACUCCCUGUACAAAUUACUUUGUGCUCAAACAGAAAUACUGGAGAGUAAGCCUGCUCCGCGUCAUGAAUUUAGAGACUUGGCGCCUGGGUGGCGAUUCUUGUCCAGGCUGAAAGAUGAGACUGAUGUUGAAUGGAGCACGUGGAAGUACCAUAUACAGACCCUAUGGCUUUAUUUGCUAUUUCAAUUUUUCAUAUCUGAGGCAAUACGAAGAUAUAAUGUACAUUUAUUGAAAUAUUGGUACAUUAUAUCUAGUAUAUUUUGUGUAACUAGAUAUAUGGGUAUCAGACAGUUGAUAGUAAUUUUUGCUCAGCCUGUUUUAUUCUCAGCAAUUGUGUUUUCUGGAGGUGGAAAAAUUAGUAUAUGGUCAACAAGUAUUUUUCUGUUAGCCUUGUACAACUCUUUGAAAUAUAAAUAUUUCUUUUGGCAUUUCUUGGAUACUGACCAUUUAAGAGAUGAAGAAGUGUUUGUACUUUUAUAUGGUAUAGCCUGGGUUGAAUUGAGAUGUAUAAGUUAUUGCCUCGAUUAUAUAGACAGAAAAGAGAAACAUUUACAAGCCCAGGAGAAUGGACAAUUAAAACAAGCAUCACUAUUUGAAGAAUUGAUUAACAUGUUUAGCUAUGUCUUGUACCUGCCAUUAUUAUUUGUCGGACCAUUAUUACUCUAUGAAGAAUUUGAAAAAAGUUUCCUUGUUAAAAGUGAAACACUGACCAUGAGGCUAAAAUCUUUUAUUCUGGAAAUGUUAAGGUUCCAGAUUUAUACUAUUCUGUUGGACCUUGCAUUUCAUUUUAUAUAUUUUUAUGCUAUGCAAAGUCAGAUUGAGGCUAUUCGUAAGAUGCCAUCAUUAGCACUCUGUGGUGGAGGGCUAUGGAUGGGGCUGGAGUUUCAUAUGAAAUAUGUUGUAUCUUAUGGAACCACAGCUGCAUAUUCCAGGCUUGACCAUAUUGACCCUCCACCUACUCCAAGAUGUAUAGUCAGAAUACAUGUUUACUCACAAAUGUGGAGAUACUUUGAUGUAGGCCUAUACAGGUUUUUAUUAAAGUACAUAUAUAAACCGGCUCUCGCCACAAUGUCAAGUAAUUUUCCAAGGCUCAAGAUCACAAACAAAUUACUUUCUUCUCUUGUUACAUUUAUGUUUAUUUUUUUGUGGCAUGGCAUUAUGUGGAAUAUAUUUUUAUGGUCAGCGUUAAACUAUGUGGGUAUUGUUAUAGAGUAUGCUGCUAAAGCAGCCUCUAAAACUGAAAGAUAUAGAGUAUUUAAAGAAAAUUACCUUAAAACAGAUGCGAUGGAAGUGCGAUUCCAAGCAUUUUUGUGUGCACCUCUGUUAGGUAUGUCUGCUAUAUCAAACUUCUAUUUAUUUGCUGGUGCUGAAGUUGGUAAUUUGUACUUUGAGCUACUCAAGUGGCCAUCAUUUUAUAAUGCUGUGUUAGUUUACACAUCUUUAUAUUGCUGUUGUCACGUUGCUAUUGCUUUGAGUGAUGUUCCUUCUAGAACUGAUGUUAAAAAAUUUAAAUGAAGACUGUAUUUUUAAUAUACUUAUUUUUUAUUAUAAUAUUGACUGAAUCCAAUGUUAUUAAUUAGUUAAACUCUGUUAAACCAAUGGAAUAUAAAUGACAUUUAUGUAUUUCUUUAUACAAAAGCACUUACAUAAAUCUAAAAGCAAAGAGUAGGUAAUAAUCAUUUUUAGAAACUAAAAUAUUUGCAUUGAAUUAGUCUGCAAGAUAUUGAAUUAUUUUUAUAUAAUUUCCUAUUGCAUAGGUAUUUUCUCAUCAGUUUUGAACAAGAACUUUAUUUGUAUGCUAUGUUGAUUACUACAAAACUAUUUUCCUGGUGACAAUAGUUAUAUGAUGUAAUUCAAAAUAAGAUUUUACAAGAAUUUCAAGUCUCAUGGACGAGUUUGUGUAAAUUAUGUUAAAAUUUUAUUUGAAUCGGUAAUCAAUUGCUUUAAGAUACUUUUUUUAGAUGUAUAUAAUAAAACUAUGGUUUUAUGUGCUUUGUGAAGAAAAAAAAUACUAUAGUACAAACUACAUUUAUGUAAAUUUUAUGAUACUUUUUCAUCACACCUUUUUAACUGUGAGUCAUAUUUGGCUGCAGUUUUUAUGAAAUAAAGUUCAUUUUUAAAUUG